AUGCCAGCUGCCGGCCGAACGAUCCAAAACGAGCCUCGGAACUUGAGUCACAGCUGCUCCAUCUGUCCUGUUUACUUUGUUAGCGCCCAAGUGAUAAGCUUCUCUCCUCGUCCAGUCUCUGACUGGGUGGUCUCCCGUUCUCAAGGAUAUGAAGGUGGCAACGUAUCAGAAUGUCGCAACGAUGAGUUCAGUGAUUGGCCCCAAUCAUUGCUUGCAGUUGGGACAUUUGGAAACAAGCAGCUCGAGGAAGAAGUAGCAGAGAGUUCUUCCGCGAAUGUUCAGACCAUUCAAGAUCCCGCCAAGUUUACAGAGGAGGAAGUAGACAAUAUACGAAGAGAAUUCGAGGUGCUGCUGCUGCAAGGCAAUGGUCAAGCAGAAGCUCAGGGCUCCUGUGAAGAUGAACAGGUAGCUUCGAAACAACAUGACGGCGAAGAUAACAACGAGAAGCAGCGCAGGGAGCAGUUGAUGAACAGGGAGAUGAUCAUAAGCAAAGCGAGAGAAAUAGUAGGGAAGAAAAAGAGUGCUAAGCUCAAGCCAAGAUUGAUGGCUUCGCUCCUUAGAUUACUCGCGUGCAAGGGCGGGUUUACCACCCCGGUUCUGGAGCCAAGGAACUCCUUUCCCCAAACAAGAAUGGAGAAGGUACAGCCAGUUUCUUCUUUAAAUUUGCAGUAUCUUACCAGUCACUGCGCCUUCUUAAUUUGCAUCUCGUUCACUUACUAUGUGAUUGGCUCCACACUUGAAUCUAUCAAUAUGCGCUCCAGGGCUUCAAGUUCAUUGUCUUGA
Miscanthus lutarioriparius is the source of this 783-nucleotide messenger RNA. The record is from the annotation of a GenBank genome assembly. NCBI's taxonomy places the organism in Eukaryota, Viridiplantae, Streptophyta, Magnoliopsida, Poales, Poaceae.